Messenger RNA from Hyalella azteca, 2037 nucleotides. Its product is annotated as cholecystokinin receptor type A-like. Bases 1 to 1965 code for a protein of 654 amino acids. The record is from RefSeq and is a predicted model, not a curated record. Gene Ontology annotation, biological process: neuropeptide signaling pathway. Gene Ontology annotation, molecular function: gastrin receptor activity; neuropeptide receptor activity. Gene Ontology annotation, cellular component: membrane. The transcript is spliced from 4 exons. NCBI's taxonomy places the organism in Eukaryota, Metazoa, Arthropoda, Malacostraca, Amphipoda, Hyalellidae.
AUGGAAAACAUAACCACUUACUUGGAUCACUUUAUUGAAUUGCUGUGCAACAGAGCCACUGCACCAAACAAAUCCAGUGCCACUGUAACUUUCAACUCGCUGAACGACCAAGCAAUAUUCUUGCUGACAAGCUACAGCUUAAUCCUGGUGCUGUCAGUUCUCGGUAAUUUACUGGUGCUGGUAACGCUGCUGCUGCACAGAAGGAUGAGAACUCCUACCAAUAUUUUGCUGCUGAACUUGAGCAUUUCUGAUCUUUUGCUGAUCGUCGUGUGUGCUCCGUUUACUCUGACGGGAUCACUACUUCGGGACUUCAUUUUUGGACGCUUCGCUUGCCACGUCAUCCCAUAUUUACAAGCGGUGUCGGUGAGCGUGAGCGCGUGGACGUUGGUCGCGAUAUCCCACGAGCGCUACUCGGGCAUCUGUAGGCCUCUGCGCUCCCGUGGCUGGCGCACGGCGAGCCAUGCCAGGAAGAGGAUAGCCGUGGUGUGGAUCUCCUCACUCGUCUUCAUGGCUCCCAUAGCCAUCACAUCCACACUCAUGCCCGUCGGCAACACAGGUCGCCACAAAUGCAGGGAACAAUGGCCGAGUAACUUUCUCGAAAAAUUGUAUUGGAUUUCCCUGAUGAUUUUUUUGCUGCUACUUCCCCUCUUAUUGAUGUUACUCGCCUACUUAGCCAUUCGUGAUGUCCUGAACGAGUCCAUAGCAAACGAUAGAAAAAACAGUGCCCGGUACACGAAAAGUUGCAAUUGUACGACAAGUUCUUCUCGAAAAAUUAUGAGCCGAAGUUCCCGUUUUACUUCAUCCCUCAGAAAUGACAGUACGACGCUGGUAAUGGAGACCUCAUUGAGCCAAAUUGACGAGAGAGAUCACAAUUCUCCCGACGGUUGCCCGUCAAGCGCAAAUAUUGAUUCUAGUGUCAAAUGGAACAAGAUUUCUUCUCACGUGGAUCUCAGGACUGUUGAAGAAGAGUCGAGGGCAUUGCAAACAAAAGAUUGUUGUUACAGGCAAAGUCCAUCUACAACAAAUACAAACAAAGAAUUUCGUGUGUUACAAGAGGAAGGGUAUCGAACAUCAAUAAAACAUCGAACUCUCGGGCCUGAACAUAACAACAUCCGAGCUGUGAGCUCGAAUUGCAGGAGCGAAUGUGUCUCAGCUUACAGCAGCGGCAAAGAAACAGGUCCCCUGGUUGAAGGCUCUCACGGGAAAGAAACUGAUGCUUUAAUUGGCUGUGAAGAAAGAAAAUGUGCGGGGAACGAUGAACGAAGAAGCGGCCAGACGAAAAAACUUUUGACUUCAAAACAACAUUCCGAAGAAUUCCAGGCGAAUUCCAGUCGCACAAUCUUGGUUCCAGGAAUUGGAAUCGAUGAAUUCGAUUUCGAAUCUUCCCGAAGUAGCACAGAUGCAAGUGGGGCCGAUGGCACCGGAAAGCCUAAGUUCUCAAGUAUCGUAAUUCACAAGAAUCGUGGACCUGGAAAGUUCAAACUUAACAAGUCUAAAGCACCAUCAGUGGAAAUAUGCUUGAGUGAAACAGUAAAUGAUGCCGUUACAUUCAGUCAAAGAUUCAAUCCAACAUCUAAAAGGAACAAAAAUGUUAGGAUCACCCAAAAACGUACGAGAGAAAACCAAAUCAUUAAUCAUGAGACUUCAUUACGGAGUACGAGUUCCCACAAAGCUCUCAGGGACAAACAGAGGAUGAUUAAAAUGAUAGGAGUUGUGGUUCUCGAAUUUUUCAUCUGCUGGACUCCUCUGUACGUACUCAAUACGGUGUCUUUGUAUAACGGGAGCCUCGUGUACAGAAUCCUGGGUAUGAAAGGAGUUGCAGGGGUGCAUCUGCUAGCGUAUUGCUCCGCGUGUUGUAACCCCAUCACCUAUUGCUUCAUGAGCCGGAGUUUCCGCUCUGCUUUUUACAGCGUAGUGCAGUGCAGGAAAUUAGGAGUGCGGAAGUCCCUGGAUGUGAUGUCGUGAGUGUAACAUGUGCAUUUUUUCUCCCAAAAUGGGAGGGAGGAUCACUACAUGUCCAAUUACAAAAAAUAUAUU